ACAGAUAAUGUUGCAAAUUGGGUUGGUUCUGUCACAACCUGAUUUCACCCAUACAGAUGACACACGUUCUUGCAGUUCCCAGUCUGUGAAAUUUGCCUGUUUUUUUUCCCGUAGGUAGACACUUCUCAACAUUUCUUACAACACCUCACCAGUUUACAGACGGUCGUUACUAUUCGACUGACACAUUCCUGUAAACGAACCUCGUCAAAGGCUCGGUGUGUGUCUUACCGGUGAGAUGAGCAAAGGAAUAAGUUAACCCUCACACCAGCAAGUCGGAAACAUUAAAUACCUGUCGCGAAGGGAUGGAUGUCCUGAACUUUGAUUUUGAUUAUAUAGACUUUGCGGAUGUGUUUGAUAAUUACACAAACGCAGAACCUGUACUUACUGAUCAGAACUCCAGUCCUUGCCGCACUGUAAAUUUUGGAAACUGGGUCAAUGUCAUGUUGGCCAUUGUCUGCAUCCUGGUGUGUUUCCUCGCCGUGACAGGGAACCUGGUGGUGAUGAUCGUCAUUCUUCACAAUCGGCGCUCAACAUCAUCCACGGACAUCUACCUGCUCCAUCUGGCCACGGCUGACCUGCUCUUUGCCGUCUCUCUGCCCUUCUGGGCAGUGGAUGCCAUGUUUGGGUGGGUGUUUGGCGAUGCCAUGUGUAAGGUUGUCAGCAUGCUCCAGGAGGUGAACUUUUACAGUGGCAUCCUGUUGCUGGCCUGCAUCAGUGUUGACCGUUACCUCGCCAUCGUCCACUCUACCCAGUCCCACAGACAGAAGCGGCCAUUCCUGAUCAAACUGGUCUGUGUUGUCGUGUGGGUGCUGUCCAUUCUCCUGUCUUUACCCAUCCUCUACAAGGGCAAGUUCGACUACUAUGGAAGAGUCCUGUGUUACGAGUUACUGGAGGGUGAAUCCAUCGCAAUCUGGAAAAACAGCACCAGGUUCUUGCGUCACAUCAUUGGGUUUCUCAUCCCUCUGGGAAUCAUGAUCUUCUGCUACAGCGUCACCAUCCUCAGACUGUGUCAGACAAAGGGUUUCCAGAAGCAGAAAGCCAUGAAGGUCAUUAUCGCCGUGGUGCUUGCAUUUCUCAUUUGCUGGCUGCCCCACAAUAUCACCGUGUUUGUUGACACUCUGAUGAGAAGCAAGCUCAUCGCCGAGACUUGUGACAGGCGCAAUCUCAUCGACCGGGCUCUGUCUGUGACUCGGAUUCUGGGAUUCCUGCACUGCUGCAUUAAUCCAAUCUUAUACGGCUUCAUUGGGCUCAAAUUCCGGAGGAACUUACUCAACCUUUUGGCUGAUAAAGGACUUAUUAGUCAACAUGCAAAAACACAUUAUAAGCGAUCGGUGUCCUCUUCCUCUGAAUCUGGAUUCGGUUCUUCUGCAAUAUAGAGUGCCUGUGAUGGUGGAAUCUCAUCCAAUCAAAAUGUUGUUGAACUAGAAGCUUAAAUACGAUGUUGGAACCAUUAUUGUGUGGGAUGUUUGUGGUGAACUACGUGUGCCUGUCUGGACACGCCCCCUUCUGACUGCUCCUGUGGCUCCUCCCACAGGCCCCGGUAUAAAGGCGAUCUGAGGUCUGAUACUCUGCCUCAUUCUCCAGGAUGUAGUAUGAUGGUCACUCACUGCUGGUUCCUUCUUCCAGUCAAUAAAAGCCAAUAUCUCGCCUUACGUCUCAGAGUGAGUUAUUGAUGGUGCAUCAAUGUUAUUCACUCUUUGCUGUUAUUUAGUUUGAUGGUCAAUAAACCCAAGAGAUUCUGCAGAUGCUGAAAAUCUAGAGCAAUACACACAAAAUGCUGGAGGAGCUCAGUAAGUCAGGCAGCAUCUUUGGAAAAGAGUAAACAGUCGACAUUUCAGUCCAAGACCCUUCACCAGGACUAGAAAGGAAGGGGGAGGAGUCAGACUAAGAGAUUGCAGAGAGGAGAGGAAGAAGUACAAGGUGGCAAGUGUUAGGUGAAACCAGGAAGGGGGGAGGGGUGUAGUAAAGAGCUGGGAAGUUGAUUGACCGAAGAGGUACAGGGCUGGAGAAGGGCGAAUCUGCCCAGGAGGAAAGGGAAGGGGGAGGAGUGAUGCACCAUCAAUAACUCUCUCUGAGAUGUAAAGGCAAGAUAUCGGCUUUUAUUGACUGGAAGAAGGAACAAGCAGUGAGUGACCACCAUACUACAUCAUGGAGACAGAGAGGCCGGGCUCAGACCUCAAUCACCUUUAUACAGGGGUCUGUGGGAGGAGCCACAGGAGCCGUCAGCAGGGGGCGUGUCCAGACAGGUAUAUGUAGUUCACCACAAGGAGCACCAGAGGCAGGUGAUGGGCAGGUAGGGAAAUAAGUUGUGAGAGGGAAACAAGAGUGGAGAAUGGUGAGGGAGAGGCGGGGGAGGGGGCAUUUACUGGAGUUUUGAGAAAUCAGUGUUCAUGCCAUCAGGUUGGAGGCUACCCAGACAGAAUAUAUCCUCCAACCUGAGAGUGGCCUCAUUGUGGCAGUAGAGGAGGCCAUGGAUAGACACGUCGGAAUGGGAAAGGGAAAUAGAAUUGCAGUGGGUGACCACCGAAAAAUCCCACUUUACGUGGCAGAGGGAGCGAAGGGCUUGGCGAAACGGUCUCACAAUCUGUGUUGGCUCUCACUGAUAUACAGGAGGCCACACCAGGAGCACCAGAUACAGCAGAUGAGCCCAACAGACUUGCAGGUGAAGUGUCAGCUCACCUGGAGGGACUGGUUGGGGCUCUGAAUGGUAGUGAGGGAGAAAGUGUAGGGUCAGGACUGGGACUUGUUCCACUUGCAAGGAUAAGUGCCAGGAAUGAGAUCAUUGGGGAGGCAUGAGUGGACAAGAAAGUCGUCUAGGGAGCGGCCCUGCAGAAUGCAGAAUGCAGAGAAUGGUGUGUCUGGUUGUGGGAUCCCACUGAAGAUGGCAGAGCACGGAGGCUAGUGGGGUGGUAGGAGGACGGGGUGAGAGCAGGUGUGCCUGAAAUGGAAGAGAUGCAGUUAAGAGCAGCAUUGACUGUGGAGGAAGGGAAUUCCCUUUCUUUGAAGAAGGAGGACAUCUCAUUAAUGCUGGAAUGAAAACCCUCAUCCUGAGAACAGAUGCAGCAGAGACAGAGGAACUGAGAAAAGGGAAUGGCAAUCUUACGAGCAACAGGGUGGGAAGAGGUACAGUCAAGAUAGAUGUGAGAGUCAGUGGGUUUAUAAGAGAUAUCAGUAGAUAGGCUAACUCCAGAGAUAGAGAGAUCAAGAAUGCUCUUUACUUCAGCCCUUCCCCCUCUCCCAGCUUCAUCUAUCACCUGCCACCUUGUACUUCUUCCUCUCUCCCCUCCCCUACCUUUUCAUUCUGAUAUUUUCACCCUGACCAUCCAGAUCUGAUGAAGGGUCACAGCCUGAAAUGUUGACUGUUUAUUUCCAUCUAUAGAUGCUGCCUGACCUGCUGUGCUCCUCCAGCACAUUGAGUGUUUUGAUGAUCAAUAAUAAUAUGAUUUGAAUGGUUUCAUCUCUGCUCUCCCAAUGACACCUCUCGCUUUGGUAUUUUCAUCUGCAACUUGUGUAUUAUAUGAUAUUUGGUGAUGGAAAAUGAACAGCAAGGACUACUGGCUUCACCCAGAAUGUUAGCACUGUGGAACAGGCCAUUCAGGCAGCCAAGCUGAUGCUAGCUUUCUGAAUGAGGAAGAAAUAUUUGCACAUCGGUUGAAGAUUGGUAGAUUGAUUGAGAACUACUCCAUAACCCAGCAUCAUCAAAUCGAGGCAUUGACUCUAACGCAGUGUAGGCAGACAGUAGAACAAUAUAUGUCUGCAGUUUUUAAGCUACAUAUUUUUUUAUCGCUGGCAUUGAUUUAGUCAUUAUGGUGAAUGUGGCAACGUCCCGUGGAAGAAAAAUGGACAGGAUGUGGGACGAGAUUAAUCUUGGAGUAGGAGAAAUGGUCAGCACAACAUCAUGGACUGAAAGGCCUUUUCUGUGUUGUAUAUUGUCUGUUUCAUCGUCCGUUUCUGGGAAGAUUGGUGAAGAAGCUUCAGCUUUGCUUUGACAACACAUCUUCAUUCAGGACUGUAACCAACUUUACCUUCCUUUUCAGUAUUUAUUUGUCUAUGCAAUUUCAAAUUUCAUAACCCAGGCCAUUCAGCCCAUGCCAUCUGCUCUGCCAUUCCAUCAUGGCUGUUCAAUUUCUUCCCCAUUCUCCUGCCUUCUGCACAUAACCUUUAACUACUCAAGAACUGAUCAAACUCUGUUUUAAAUAUACCCAGUGACUUGGCCUCCACAACCAUGUGUAGUAAUAGAUUCACCACCCUGUCUAUUCCUCUUCAUUUCUAUUUCUAUUCAAAAGGGAUGUCCUUGGGCACAGUCUUAGUGACAAGGACCCCUCAUUCUUCAAAGUGGAUCCCCUUCAUUCUUCGAAACUCUGGUGAGUACAGGCCCAGAGCCUCAUACAUUAACCCUCUCAUUGUGGGUGGCUCACCAGCACCGUGUGCAAUAACAUCAUCAGAUAAAGAUAUUGACGUGUUUGGGGAGAUGGAGAAGAUGCCAUUCCGAAGGCUGAACUGGAAGACCCGUUGUUUAUGUUGCAAAGCAUUCUUUGUUAACUUGAUAUUUGCUAUAACUGCAUUUAUGUUAAUAAAUGUUAUUUGGCUGA
Messenger RNA from Hypanus sabinus (Atlantic stingray), 4592 nucleotides. Its product is annotated as C-X-C chemokine receptor type 2-like. Gene Ontology annotation, molecular function: C-X-C chemokine receptor activity. Gene Ontology annotation, biological process: immune response; G protein-coupled receptor signaling pathway; neutrophil chemotaxis. Bases 303 to 1376 code for a protein of 357 amino acids. The record is from RefSeq and is a predicted model, not a curated record. Lineage: Eukaryota; Metazoa; Chordata; Chondrichthyes; Myliobatiformes; Dasyatidae. Gene Ontology annotation, cellular component: membrane. The transcript is spliced from 2 exons.